Molecule: messenger RNA, 2076 nt
Organism: Heterostelium album PN500
Lineage: Eukaryota; Evosea; Eumycetozoa; Acytosteliales; Acytosteliaceae
Product: WD40 repeat domain-containing protein
Exons: 5
Coding region: 1-2076 (691 amino acids)
Cellular component (GO): small-subunit processome
Molecular function (GO): protein binding; snoRNA binding
Source: RefSeq, a predicted model, not a curated record
AUGAAAGGUUGUGAACUAUGUAGUGCACCUGGAACUGGAAAUAGAGUUGCCAAGCCAAGAGGUGGUGGUGGAGCCAGAGGUGGAAGCAGAGGUGGUGCUAAUGGCAACAUCACCAGAGGUGGAAGUAGAGGUGGAUUCUCAAGAGGUGGUGGUGGUGGUGGAGCCAGAGGUGGAAACAGAGGUGGUUCGAGCGGUGCUGUCACUAGAGGAGGAAGUAGAGGUGGAUUCUCAAGAGGUGGCGGUGGAGCCAGAGGUGGAAACAGAGGUGGAUUCUCAAGAGGCGGUGGAGCUAGAGGUGGAGCCAGAGGUGGAAGUAGAGGUGGAGCCAAUGGAAAUCAACGUAGACCAAUUAGAAAAGAGGAAGAAGAUGACGAAGAUGACGAUUAUUAUAAAGAUGACGACAACCCCUCACAAGAUGAAGAAGAAGAUGAUGAUAACGGUUCACAAGAGGAAGAAGAAGAUGAUCAAUCAAUUCAAACUUCAAAUGGUUACAGCACUCAUGAUAGUGAUGAUGAAGAAGACAAUGGAGAUGAAGACGAAGAUGGAGAUGGAGAUGAAGAUGGUGAUGAAGAUGGUGAUGAAGAUGGUGAAGAUGAAGACGACGAAGAGGAGGAGAAUCAAAAUGGAAAGAGAAAGAGAGUGAAUGUACCAAUCUACGAAGAAGAAGAAACUGCAGAUGAAAAGAGAAUUAGAAUUGCUAAAGAAUAUUUAAGAAAGUUGUCAGCUGUCAAAGGUGAAUUGGCUGAUCUAGACGAUGUACAUCAAGAUAGACAGUCAUAUAAAUAUCAAAGAGAAUUAAAAGGACACAUCUCUGAAUUAAAUAUAACCGACAAGAAUAUCACCUUCCUAAAAGGACACAAUCAACCAAUUACAUGCAUCGUUUUAAGUGACGAUGAGAAAUAUUUAUAUAGUGCAUCAAGAGAUGCAAUCAUUAAGUGGGAUUUAAGUACAAAAGAAAAGUUAUUUAAGAUUAAAGCAUUUAUCAAUUCAAGAAAACAUAGAGAAUUAGUAAAACAACAACAAAAAGAACAAAAGGAGAACGGCAGUACCGCCACUGAAGAUGGUAAAGGUAACGAAAACACUACUAAGAAGCUAGAGAAAGACAAGGAGACAAAUAGUUAUACAGGUAGAAUUUUGGCAAUGGCAUUGUCAUUCGACGGAAAGUAUCUGGUUACCGGUGGUGAGGAGAAAGUCAUCAAGGUUUGGGACACCGAAGACAAUCAUCGUAUUGUAGAGACAUUCCGUGGCCACAAAGACAUUGUAUCGGCACUGGCAUUCAGAAAGGGAACAUACACCCUGUACUCGGGAUCGUACGAUCGUACCUUGAGAAUCUGGGAUCUCAGUCAGAUGGCGUUUGUCGAUGCUCGUUACGGACAUCAGAAUCCAAUCACAUCGAUCGAUGCACUGACUCGUGAGCGUUGUAUCACUUCGGGUAGCGAUCGUACCUUGAGAAUCUGGAAGAUUCCAGAGGAGACUCAGUUGAUCUUCCGUGGCCACAAACAAUCGAUCGACAAGGUAGCGUUGUUGGCCGAGGAUCGUUUCGUGUCGGCGUCCGACGACGGAUCCGUCCAGCUGUGGAACGUAGUCAAGCGUAACCCAACACAUAUCCAGAACAAUGUACAUCCAAAAUCAUCGUUACCAUGGGUAUCAUCGAUUGCUUGUGUCAAGUUUGCCGACAUCAUAUCAUCGGGUUCAUGUGACGGUAGAAUUAGAUUAUGGGGAGUUUUUGGUGAUAAAUUGAAAGAAGUUAAUACAAUCAAUAUCGUAUGUAUCGAGUUUGAACAUUUAAUUUUAGAUAAAAGUUUAUUAAUUGAUGGAUUUAUCAAUGAUAUGACAUUUAACAAAGACGGAACUUUAUUAUUUGCCGCAAUCGGACAAGAACAUAGAUUUGGAAGAUGGCACAGAGUCAAUGUAAAGAAUACUGUUGCAAUCAUUAAUUUGGAUAACAACCAAGAGAAGAAAGUUUUACAAGAGGAUGAAGAUGAAGAAAUAGACGAUGAAAUGGAAGAUCAAGAAGAAGAAGAAGAAGAAGAAGAUCAAGAAGAGGAAGUAGAAAAUGAAGACGACGACGAAUAA